GUCCCUAAAAGUGAGGAGGCCCUGGGUGGUCCUCUCCCUGUUCCCUUCAGGUAAGCACCUGAGUGUUCUAGAACUGGGGAGGCACCCCCACUGUGGGGUGACAUGUUAGAGGAGUGCCCCAGACAUAAGGCGGCCAGACAGGGGUGUCCUCAGGAACAGGUCGGGCACCCUGCCAUCCACCUAUCCCCACGCACCUCCUUCCACAGGUGCCUGCAGGCACUGGCCCUGGUAGGGCCUCUGGGGAAUAAUGGCCUGGCCCCAGGGCUCCCUGGAAAGAAAACCCUCAGGUGCUUUCCUGAGCGAGGUGACACUCAUGUCCCUCCACAGCAAUACCUGUCCCACUGUGCUCCCCGCCCUGUGCUGUCCCGAAAUUUCCAUGUGGGAGUCAGGGUGGCUCUGGUUUGGGGGCAGUGGGAUGGGGUGAGCUGGGGACCUGGAGCAUCUGCUCAAUGGCCCAGUCUGGGGGUGACAUCCCUGGAGAGGAAGGACAGUGGAUCCAUUUAGCAGAGAAUGGGGCCAAGGGGGAUACAUGUGGUGGGAGCUGGGGGCCUGGCCUGGAGACCCAUGGUGCGUAGUGCUGGAGGACUGUGUAGGGUCUGUGGGAUAGACAAGUGGGGACAGGGGCCCUGAAGGAGAGCAGAGCAGUUUGGUCCAAGUGAGACUGGGCUGAUGGCUUCUUCUGGGAUGCUGUCUUGCAUGCCAAGGCCAGGCUAAAAGGGUGUGGGCUUAAUGUGGUGGCCAGAAUAGUAAGGCUGGCCCCUGGGGAGUCGAUAACCAUUUUAUUAACCGGUAAGCCUGUGGGCAAGCAGCAGGAGCUUGGCAGACAGUAUCCUGCAUCCUGGCCACUGUGGUCUGGCCACUGGAAGAGCUGGCCUGGUGGCCCUUGCAAGGAAGGGCACAUUGGGCAGUCACAGCAUGAGGGUGGAUCGGUGCAGGGAGAUUUGGUCCCCCUGGGGCAGGACCUCCACGGAACAGUCCCAGAGGUGUGGGGUCUAAUCUCUGCUGGGCUGGUGGAGGACUGCAGGUCACCCGCGAGGCAUCCAUGUAGCCUGGAUGACAGAUCCCAGGUGGGAAGGCUGUCCCUCCCAGGGUAAGGGUGGUGAGGCUGCUGCGGCCCUGAGAUCUCUGGCCAGCUCAGCCCAGGCCUGCAGAGGGUCCCAUGCCCCCAGGAUAGGGCUCUUGGUGGCCCUUGGGGUAGACAGGCCAUCUGGAGGCUCCAGGCAGCCCUGCAGGGGGGACGUGGAGGCAGUGGGCAGGAAGGCCAGCUCCACAAACCAGCACUGGAGUGAGUGGUCCAGGGUGGCUGCAGACCAGCAUGUCCUUGGGGUACACGGGCAAUGCCAGGAGAUAGGACCAAUACCCACAGGUCUGCAGGGGCGGUGUGGGGAGACAGAGGCCCCAGAAUCUUCUUCACUAAGCUGGGUCCUGGGCCUGGCCAGGCUGGGCACGUCUCAGGGGAGACAGGAGAGGGUAGGGAGAGGGUAGCCUGCAGUUCAGGCGGGUCCUGGGAGGCAGAGUAGGGGGCCUAGUGUUGAUGUGAGGGUGCAGGGUUGGGGGCCCAGCUUGUUAAUAGGAGCUGGAUAAAAAGGAGGUGAUGCAGGCCCUGCCCUGUACCUGAGCUGUCCUGAGGAGUGGACAGGCGUCCUGAGGGGUAGACAGGCAGCAUUGGAGAAGCCUCAGGGCAGGGAGGAGGGUGCUUGGUCGGGACACUCUUGGGAAUAGGGCCUGGUGAGGCUGGCAGCCUGGGACCAGGUCCUCCCACCUGUGCUCACCUGCCAGGCCCCCCUUGCCCCCCCCCCAGUGGCCAGGGCCUACAGAGCUGAAGCUGGCGCUGGCCCUGGCACCUGCCUUGACUUUGUAUCUCUGGAAUGGCCUUUGCCCUGGGCCUCGCACUCGCCCUUUGACUCGGGUUCCUCCAUAUGCUCUGCUCCGACUCUGGGUAGCUUCGGGGACCAGGGCCCACCCUGGCUCCCCAGUUCACUCUGAUCUCAGAGCUGCACACCCUCCUCUUCCCAGGGUCCAGAGCCUUGGAGGCCUCUGCUGCCCCAGUGCCCGUUGCCAAGCCAGGCAAGUGGCCUGGCAGAGAGUCUCCACCCCGCGCCCCACCCCCCCUGCAACCCAGACCUGCCCUGUCUGCUGACGAUGCUAAUCCCCGGCUCUGAGCUGCCCUGAUCCCUUGAUCCACCUCAGUUGCUGGAGGCCCCAGACACCCUGCCUAAGGACCUGGGGUCUCUUGGAAGCCAGAGCCUUUGGCCCACCACUCUGGGGUGGGUGGAGGCAGGGGACCACGAGGCGGGCACAUCCCCAGGGCCAGCAGCCCGGGUGGGGCAGUUGUCGGCAGGCCUGGAGGGAGGCCUGGAGCCCCAAGAUGCCGGCUGCCUCCACGGAGACCCAGCCUGUGGCCCUGAGCUUGGCAGAGAAGGCUGUCUGCAAGGUGGUGUAUGGCGCCCCCCGUCCCCGCCCCCUGCUACUGCCCGUGGGCCUGGAGCUGUGGCUGCAUGUGCAGAAGAUGCGCAACCUGCGGAGGAAGAGGAUGGAGGCCUCGUGCCUGGAGCUUGCCCUGGAGGGGGAGCGUCUCUGCAAGGCUGGGGAUUUCAAGGCGGGCGCGGCCUUCUUUGAGGCAGCGGUGCAGGUGGGCACCGAGGAUCUGAAGACGCUGAGUGCCAUCUACAGCCAGCUAGGCAAUGCCUACUUCUACCUGAAGGAGUACGGCCGGGCGCUGGAGUACCACAGGCAUGACCUGCUGCUGGCCCGGACCAUCGGUGACCGCAUGGGGGAGGCCAAGGCCAGUGGAAACCUGGGGAACACACUCAAGGUCCUGGGCCGCUUUGACGAGGCCGUCGUCUGCUGCCAGCGGCACCUGGACAUCGCCCAGGAGCAGGGGGACAAGGUCGGGGAGGCAAGGGCCCUGUACAACAUCGGCAACGUCUACCACGCCAAGGGCAAGCAGCUGUCCUGGAAUGCUGCCCAGGACCCCGGGCACCUGCCACCUGACGUCCGGGAGCCACUGCGCAGAGCCUCCGAGUUCUAUGAGAGGAAUCUGUCCCUGGUGAAGGAGUUGGGUGACCGGGCGGCCCAGGGCAGAGCCUACGGCAACCUAGGCAACACCCACUACCUGCUGGGCAGCUUCAUGGAGGCCACAGCCUUCCACAAGGAGCGCCUGGCCAUUGCUAAGGAAUUCGGAGAUAAGGCAGCCGAGAGGAGGGCCUACAGCAACCUGGGGAACGCCCACAUCUUCCUGGGGCGCUUUGAUGUGGCCGCCGAGUACUACAAGAAGACACUGCAGCUGUCCCGGCAGCUCAAGGACCAGGCAGUGGAGGCACAGGCAUGCUACAGCCUGGGCAACACGUACACGCUGCUGCAGGACUACGAGCGCGCAGCUGAGUACCACCUGCGGCACCUGCUCAUCGCCCAGGAACUGGCCGACAGAGUGGGUGAGGGCCGGGCGUGCUGGAGUUUGGGGAAUGCCUACGUGUCCAUGGGGAGCCCGGCGCAGGCCCUAACUUUCGCCAAGAAGCACUUGGAGAUCUCCCAGGAGAUUGGGGACCGCAAUGGGGAGCUCACCGCCCGCAUGAACGUGGCGCAGCUACAGCUGGUGCUGGGCCGGCUGACCAGCCCAGCGGCCACAGAGAAGCCGGACCUGGCUGGCUACGAGGCCCAAGGUGCCAGGCCCAAGAGGACACAGAGGCUGAGUGCAGAGACCUGGGGCCUGCUGAGGCUCCCCCUGGAGCGGGAGCAGAAUGGAGACAGCCACCAGGUGGGGGAGUGGCGGGGGCCGGGCAGGGACAUGCUCCCUCUCCCCAUGAGGAGCAGGAAGUACCAGGAGGGGCUGGAGGCUGCCGAGAGGCCCCGAGAGGGCGGCCACUCCCCGCUGGACAGCGCGGACGUCCGGGUGCAGGUGCCUCGCACGAGUAUCCCUCGGGCACCAUCCUCCGAUGAGGAGUGCUUCUUUGACCUGCUGAGCAAGUUCCAGAGCAGCCGAAUGGAUGACCAGCGCUGUCCCCUGGAGGAGGGCCAACCUGGGGCUGCAGAGGCCACAGCCGCCCCCACCCCGGAGGAGAGGGUCGCCCAGCCCUCGCUGACGGCCUCCCCGCAGACCGAGGAGCUGCUGGACCUCAUUGCCAGCUCCCAGAGCCGCCGGCUGGACGACCAGCGUGCCAGUGUGGGCAGCCUGCCUGGGCUGCGUGUCACCCACAGCAACCUGGGCCGUCUGCGUGGGGAUGGGGACCCCCAGGAGCCGGGGGAUGAGUUCUUCAACAUGCUCAUCAAGUGCCAGUCCUCCAGGAUCGAUGACCAGCGCUGCCCGCCUCCUGACGUGCUGCCCCGAGGCCCCACCAUGCCCGACGAGGAUUUCUUCAGCCUCAUUCAGAGGGUGCAGGCCAAGCGGAUGGAUGAGCAGCGGGUGGACCUUGCUGGGAGCCCAGAGCAGGAGGCAGAUGGGAGCCCUGAGCCCCAGCAGCAGUACCAGCCUGGUGCCAGCUGACUCCAUAGCCUCAGCCAGGCUGGCCCCACCCCAACUCCUGGACUUGGGGCCAGGGGGCUUACACCUGUGAUGCCCACGGCCCCUCGAGAAGCCCAUUCCUCUGGAGGCCAUGGCUGGGUGCAGGCUCUGCACCCUCUGGCCCUUCCCACUGUGCAGAUGCUAGGCACGGCCCUCACGCUGUUCCCUCCCAGGGUGGUAGGCUCAGGCAGGGCUGCCCUGGGCAUGCGGGCUCACCCCAGUCCUGGACCCGCCCCCUCCCCGCCCUGGGUCCGGCCUGCUGCUUGUUGGUCCCCAAACCCUCAAAGGCCUCUCUCCGCCCUGCCCAGCUCCAUCUCUCCGUAGCGCCCAGCAGAUGUGAAGACAGCUGCCUCCCCUGUGCCCCCGAGGGCUGUUCUAAAGCCUUUGCUGUGGUGUCUGCCAGCGACACGGACGUUUUUGUCCUCCCAAAGGGCGUCCCAGGGGUGACGGAGCAGACAUGCUGGCCCUGCCCCCUCACCCCUCCUCGGGCCGCAGCAUCAGAAAGCCUGGAGCCUGACGAGGCCAUGCUGCCAGGCCAGGGCCAGGUCGCCAUGCCCUGGGCACUCAGCCCCCAGCCCCAGCCGGCACCCAGCCCUGAGCAGGGAGAAGGCAAGGGUGGGGCUGAGCUGGGACACCCCUCGGCUCCAGCCCCAAAGCCCAGAGACACAGCGGCCUGGUUCUGGACACCAGCCAGCAGCAAAGUCAGCACCCUGACCACGCCAGGAGUGAACAGCAGGAAUGGGCCCCCAGGUGAGCACCCAGCCCUCCACUGGGCAGAUGACAUCACUGCCUUCUUGUGGGGAGGGUCCGGUGCCCACACGCCCACGUUGGCCUGCGGGCCAGGGUAGGAGGCCAGCGCUCCAGGGACUGUGGCCACAGCUCUCGUGCAGGCCUCUGCCUUGGCCAGCCGCCAGCCCCUCCAGUGAGUUCCUGGCCCCACAGCACAGCCCCUAGGGCAUGAGGGGCGCCUCCUCCCCAGGGGGCACCCAGCUGGGCUCCUCGGUCUUUCUCAGUGGCUCUCCAAGUAUGGAGAGGCUGCUGGACCCCCAUCCACCUGCAGUGCAGCCUGGGGCCCAGGGGCCAUGCCCCGAAGGGUGUGGGUGGGGGCCCAGGUGCGGGGUCAGAUGCACAACACAGGCUUCUUCUUGGCCGCCCCACAUACUUGAAUGUACAUGCAUAUUUAUUGCUCACAUGUGUUUGCCAUGCUGUCAGUGGGUCCUUUCCAACCCAAGGUACAUUUUUUUGUUUUUUUCCCAAAAAAAUAAAGUCUGCCAAGUGAA
Messenger RNA from Nyctereutes procyonoides (raccoon dog), 5781 nucleotides. RefSeq names its product G protein signaling modulator 1 (gene GPSM1). The record is from RefSeq and is a predicted model, not a curated record. Bases 2369 to 4483 code for a protein of 704 amino acids. Gene Ontology annotation, molecular function: protein binding; GTPase regulator activity. NCBI's taxonomy places the organism in Eukaryota, Metazoa, Chordata, Mammalia, Carnivora, Canidae. The transcript is spliced from 14 exons.